AUGGUGCGGCACAGCGUUCGUGUGCGGCUGCAGCCUCGUUCCAGCGUUGAUGGCCCCAUUGCCGCGCCAUCUCCUGUGCACGGGCGGCCUGUUCAGAGGAGCAUACGUCUACCGGCCAUGUUUGUGCAUGCAGACCUCCGCUCACUGUUGCCGCAGCCCUUCUUGCCCGUAGCCGUUUUCAUUGCUCAGAUUGAGUAUAGCUUCUCCAUUGUGGCAGCCAUGCUCCAUGCAGUCCGCACGGAAGAAGAUGUGGACAAGCUGGCAUUUGUUUGGGUGGUCAUCAUGAUGUGCUACCAUGCCAACAUGGCGGAUGUUCCGGAGGCUCGCUGUGUGGGUCUUGCUCCAAACCUCGCCAGCUGGUUUCCUUUGCGUUUUGGCAGUGGUAUGUUCUUCUUUCUCGGCCGUCAAUGUGGGGACAUCCAUGCGGAGUCCAGCAACACCACUUGGAGAUUGCUCCAAACCUUCGGUGAGAGUUGGAAAUCUAUUGCUGAGCCGCAGCAUAUUGCUUUGUCUCCUCACCUGUGCUCUGGGAGGAACAUGGUUUGUCGAGCAGCCAUCCUCUUCCCGACUUCCAUGGUUUCCACGUUGGGAGGAUAUGGUGCUCAUGAUGCGUGUAUGGAGGGUGGGGUGGUGGAGCCGGCACUACGGCUCGCUGAGCCCGAAUCUUGCAUUGGAUUGGUAGCAAGGAAACGUCACCGGGGAUGGUCGAAUUCCCGUGAGAUCUAUGCCUUGGACCGUGGACGCCUCCAUAGAGAGCUAUCCUAUAGCUUUUGGACUGAAAGUGCAAAGUCUCCUGCCCCGCCUGAUUGCUUCGAGUUCCGGCCAGCCGAAGAUUCCCUGCCCUCCGCCCAACACGGACGGCUGGGAUCUGCUCAAGUGGUGGAUAUGGCUGCCAAACCUGCUACUGUGGUCUUGCAGCAGCAGCGAGAGCAGAUCAGCGCGCAGCUUGCAGAGCUCAGCAUAGAGGAUUUGCAGAAACUGCUGGAGGUUGAGUGGCUAGAAGCCAAGGAGGAGAGCGCUCAUGCACCUGCAGUAGAACCUCUUGCGGCUCCAAAAGUUGAGUUGGGACGUGCUGGCGAUGGUUCUGCCGAAUCGUCAUCUUCGCAGCCAUGUUUCCCUGCAGACUCCUUCCCAGCCACUGAGAUUGCAACCCAGAAGUCUCUCGCUCAACUUGAAGCCUCGAGCUUGCCGGCCGCAGAAGCAGGAAGUGAUGAGGACCCGACUGUGCUGGAUGUGUCUUCGGAUGAAUCUGAUUCUGAGACGGGUCGUAUUCGACGAGCUGCCACGCUGCAGCUUGGUCAGACAGAUGAUGACCUUCCUGAGCGGUCAUCCCGUCCAGUCUUGACAGCUGCUGAAAGGGCAGAGAUUGCGACCUGGCCUGAUUCCCACCCCCGGGAAGACACUUUUGGUUUCUCACAAGUAUCUACUCCGGAGAUCGCAACUCCUGCCAGUGCUGCAGCCCUGGUACCUGAGCAGAAGGCUAUGAUGACAGCAGUGAAGGCUCAGCCACCAAAGCCUCCUGCGACAAUCCCGGCUCAUGACUUGGAGAUCGAAGAGAUGCAGAAGAAAUAUGCUGACUUGCAAGCCCAAUUGGCAUUGGUGCAGGCGGCUUUGCAGAAGAAGGAAAACCAAAGUAUUCCUUGCCAUUCCCCUCCUGUGCAGAAGCCCGUCUUCACACCAGAGGCCAGUUCCACAUCAAUUCCAAAGAUGGCUCCCGCCACAAGGACUCCGGCCGAAAGGUUGCCAAAGGCUGUUGCUGCGGUGCCCUUGGCUGCAGGAAAGGCUCCUGAGCCAAAGGCAGCUGCUUCAUCCCCUGUCAGCACACCUGCUUCCAUCCCUGCCCGCAGUAUUGAAGUGUCGACGCCGCCCCCUGUGGCAGCUGCCGCUCACCCACCCCCAACGCCACCCACUGCGCCAGCUAGCACCCCUUCAGCCCCUGGGAGCCUUGGUGCUGGAGCCGUUGAGCUGUCCGAGAAAGAGCUCGAUGAGUUUUACUCCUUGGAUUCCGAGGAUGGCAUUGCGGAGUUUCAAGCACAAUUGGUGAAGAUCAAGGAGGUCAGCCGGGCCCGCGAAGAGGAGGUCGAGGGCGGCUGGUAUACCGAGGAGAGGAUGGAGAAGGAUCUGGGCUAUUCAAAGGCCUUUCGGUACGACUCCAACCAGUCGGAAUAUUUUGUCCAGACGUCAGACACCGUCAAGGUGAAGCGCGCUGACUUGGACAAGUGGAUGCAGGCCAGCGAUGCAGGAGACGAGGGCAUGCCGGACAAGCUGGACCACAUGAAGCUGAUGGAUGGGGUUCCUUCCCAACCUUUGCCUGAUGGUGCCAUCGGAAGUGUACCCCUGGAUAGCAUGGCCGAGAUCAAGGAGAACCUGAAACAGUUCACGGAAGCCACCCACUGCAAGGCCAGCCAAGUGGUGACGUGGAUCCAAAACGUGGAAGUCUCCGCGACGGACCGGAGCAACAAGUUUGUAGCGGAUAUGAAGCAAUUGCUGGAUGCUUUGGAACCAGCUUUUUUGAAGCUGGCAGAAUGCCAGCACGCCUUGGACACGAAGGGAUCCGAAAGAUCAUCGCAGAAGCAAAGGCAGCCGCCCGUGACCCGCACCUUGUUGGCAUUGUGCGUGAAGAUCCUGGCCGCUGAGCAUCGCUACAAGCUGCUGGCAGGAGAGUUGAAAAAGCCGCUGAACAAGCGCCCCAGGGAGGAAGGACACCAGGCCCUGCCACCUGCUCCAGAGGCUUCUCCAGGUGACGAAGGCAAUGCGCCGAAGAAGCCUCGCAGCAAAGCAAAGGCGAAGAGCAAGCCUUCCUGA
This is a messenger RNA of Cladocopium goreaui, 2805 nucleotides long. The record is from the annotation of a GenBank genome assembly. NCBI's taxonomy places the organism in Eukaryota, Dinophyceae, Suessiales, Symbiodiniaceae.